Messenger RNA from Umbelopsis ramanniana AG, 1202 nucleotides. RefSeq lists its product as uncharacterized. Gene Ontology annotation, cellular component: extracellular region. The transcript has 6 exons. The record is from RefSeq and is a predicted model, not a curated record. Gene Ontology annotation, molecular function: chitin binding; chitinase activity. NCBI's taxonomy places the organism in Eukaryota, Fungi, Mucoromycota, Umbelopsidomycetes, Umbelopsidales, Umbelopsidaceae. Gene Ontology annotation, biological process: carbohydrate metabolic process; chitin catabolic process. Bases 1 to 1140 code for a protein of 379 amino acids.
AUGAAACUCACUAGUGCCAUUGCCCUCUGCGGGCUUUUAUCGCAGGUAUCUGCAAAGAUGGUUGUCGGCUACUUCCCCAACUGGUUGUAUGCGAACUAUCCCGUUGAAAAGAUCCCAGUGAACAAAUACACCCACAUCAACUAUGCGUUCGCCAUUCUCAACAAAGAUGAUAUGGUUCCUGCAUUCACUGACGAUUGGGCCGUCGAGUCCUCCCUACCAAAGCUUGUCAACAAUACCCACACCGUUGGUAGCAAGGUCUUGUUGUCUGUCGGAGGAUGGACUGGUUCCAUCAAGUUCUCUAAAAUGGUGGCAAAGGCAGAAAACAGAAAGAAGUUCAUUGAUUGGAAUUUGAACUUCAUUUCAAAGUACAAUACUGACGGUGUUGAUAUUGAUUGGGAGUACCCUGGUCGCCAAGCUGCUGGCUGUAACGAAUUUGAUGCAAAGAAUGAUGCUUCCAACUUCUUGAUCUUGUUGAAGGAGCUUCGUGCUGCUUUGGAUAAAAAAUUCCCAAAGCAACACAAAGAAAUUACCAUGGCUGUACACGUCUAUCCAUUCCAAACUGAGAAGGGAUACAUGGAGAGCGUCAAGGACUUUGUUCCAUUCUUCGACCAUAUUAAUAUUAUGUCAUAUGACAUCAACGGUGCCUGGGGCACAACCACUGGACCUAAUGCUCCAUUGUAUCAUGAAGAGGGUAAGGGAGAACAAGUAUCUUUUGCUUCAAGUAUCAAGAACUGGAUUGAUGCUGGUGUUCCAGCUGCAAAGAUCAAUGCUGGCCUUGCCUACUACGGAAGAUCAAUAAAAACUGCUGAAGACAUGAAGGAUAAUCAAUAUGUCAGCAGCGUCAAAGGAGCUCCCAAGGGAGACUCUGAUGAUGCUUACUGGCAGGACCCUAGCUGCAACGCCGAGGAAGGUGGCUUCUCUGGUAUUUGGAAGUACACCAACUUGAGAUCACAAGGCAUCCUCGACAAGGACGGAAAGCCAGGUGCAGGCUAUACCAAACACUGGGAUCCCAUCUCCAGUACUCCAUGGUUGUUCAACGAAAUGACAAAGACUUACAUCUCAUACGAAGACAAGGAUUCUUUGAUGCACAAAGUCGAACUCGCCUUGUGCCUUGACAUUGGCGGUGUGAUGGCCUGGUAAGUUUGGCUCAUAUGAAAGGCAACAGUGUUAUACAUUUUUUUAUUAAUGAACCUCCAAAAAAG